This is a messenger RNA of Athalia rosae (coleseed sawfly), 3776 nucleotides long. It is a transcript of the gene Taf4, whose product is annotated as transcription initiation factor TFIID subunit 4. Gene Ontology annotation, biological process: DNA-templated transcription; transcription initiation at RNA polymerase II promoter. The transcript has 11 exons. NCBI's taxonomy places the organism in Eukaryota, Metazoa, Arthropoda, Insecta, Hymenoptera, Athaliidae. The record is from RefSeq and is a predicted model, not a curated record. Bases 569 to 3436 code for a protein of 955 amino acids. Gene Ontology annotation, cellular component: transcription factor TFIID complex. Gene Ontology annotation, molecular function: RNA polymerase II general transcription initiation factor activity; DNA binding; protein heterodimerization activity.
UGACGAGGAGAACCGCCUCCGAUUUUGCCGUGCGGCCGACAGCUCCCCCUCCGUGUAACGGCGUAGGUCGGAGCCCGAUGGUUUUUGUAACGCGUGAAAGUUUGGGCUCCGUAUGACCUUUAGUGCGGUAAAAUAGUUCAUGGACAAUAGGGGUUUUUUUUUACUGAUUGGGAAUCAACAAUAGCGUCGGGUGGAUAGCGUCGGGAAAUUCGGCUGGGGAGCACGGCUGAUUGCGAGGGCGGCGGAAAAUUUUGUCGCGAGGGACGAUUCGCGGUCGGUUGUCGAUUUUCGCCGCGAGUUACCGCGCGUUGGCCAUUUUGGCGGGUGACGUGUUUUGGUGCGUUCUACUUAUUGACAGCCAUCGUCAGCGUUGUACCGAGGGUGUUUAGGGAGGGAAAAUCCCGAUCGGAGGCGUUCGCCGUUAUGUAAUCGGUGAAACUCUGGCGGUGGUGAUGAAACGUGAGUGGAAAAAAAGCAUGUAAUCUACGAUGGCGAAGAAUAUCGAUUCGCGUGUGCACUGCUCGAUGGCGCUUGCGCAGUUCAGUUUACAGUUGGAGCUUGGAAGAAAAUGGCGUCAGCUAAGUUUCUAGAGGAAGCUCUUAGUACGGACGUCGAUGAAUCCGCAGUAAACGCGAUUGUCGGUUCCCUCGAGACCCAGUUGGUCACGUCUACGCCGGCCAUAUCAACCCACCAAGUGAAUACCGGUUCGGUUAACCAAAAUCAUCAGUUGAACAGUGCUAUUUCCAACGGGGGUACCAUCUCCGCGGCACAGAAACAUGGGGUUGCUAACGGCGGUGCUACUUCCAUGAACAAUCUGAUCACACAACAAGACUCGAGCAAGUCGAUCACCACGAGUACCCUGCUACCGGUAAACGUUGUCACAUCGAACACGGUCGUACACACUACUUCCCAGCAGCACCCGCAGUCAGGAAUACACACAGCUGCCUUCAUAAACCAAGUCACAACCAACAAUCAAACUAAUAUAUCUAAUUUAACGAAAACGCACGAGCAGCAACCGGUGAAGCUCAUAUACCCGACGUCGACCACCGGAAUAGUAAAUGUUAACAACAGACUGUCGUUCCCCACGCAAACGGUCGGCCAUCUACCCAAUGGCAGCAUAGGCGUCACGUCUCAGACGGUGCUACAGACCACGUCGGGUAUAGCUGCUCACAACAUCGGCUCCAUAUCGCAGUCCAACAGCCAGUCGACGACCUCCACGCUGUCCUUGGCGUCGGCAAAUGUCAACAAGCAGCAGGGAGGCACUGCUUUGGUUAUAAAAACUAACGCGGCACCCGGGGGCAUGGUUUCCGUCCCAAUGUCUGUCCCCGUUUCAGUGGCUGGGAAUGCCGCCAGCACUACCCUGCAAGGGAAAGCUGGCGUCACCUCUACUAUAGUACCAAGUAAUGUGCAAAUUCUUAAUGUCAACACCAUGAGACCCGGCACUCCCGUAGCUGGACAACAGCCCGGGAAACAAGUCGCGUCCAGGGUCGUCAUUGGACAGCACAUGGUUGGAACCAGACCCGGCGCACCAGGGGACUCCGCUUUCCAGAUAACGCUGCAGGCGCUCCAAGGCCUGCAGCCUGGGACUCAGGGCCAUCUACUCCUGAAGACGGAAAAUGGGCAGUACCAGUUGCUGAGGGUAGGGCCAGCCCCGAGUGCGGGCACCCCUGCAGGAGCAGCUGUGACGCCGAAUAGUAUUGCGGGAGGUGCAAUGGUCGCGCCGACUGCGGGCACGACCUAUCGCCUAGCCUCUGUGCCGGCUGUAAGUAGGCUGAACACUCAGUUCACUGGCCCGCCACUCGCCACCCUAAGAAAACCCGUUCAGACCGUAGCCCCAAGCGUCACAACCGCAACCUCCACCCCGGGUACCAUAACCACCGUAGCUGCUGCGACACCGGUACCUGCUGCAACUAAAGUCCAAACAGCACAAAAUCCUGCCCAGCGACAAGCCACAGAUAAUACCAAAGAAAAGUGCCGUAAAUUCUUAGCAAAUUUGUUAGAGUUGUCUAGUCGAGAACCUAAAACAGUGGAACGAAAUGUUCGGACGUUGAUUCAAGAAUUAAUUGAUACUAGAGUAGAACCGGAAGAAUUUUGUGAUAGACUCGAAAGAUUACUAAACGCAUCCCCCCAACCAUGCCUAAUCGGAUUCCUCAAGAAAAGUUUACCACUCCUACGACAGUCCCUUGUCACCAAGGAUCUGGUUAUCGAAGGCAUACGCCCCCCUCCUGCCAACGUGGUUUUCUCCAUAGCGGACAACGUGCCAGUUGCACAGGUGCAGAAUCAGUUGAGGCCCACGGUUGCUGUGGCGGCCUCAGGUCCUGCGACAGCCCUAGCUACGACGCAAGUUCGAGUAAUGGCACCGAUAGCUGGUGCUACUACGAUGGUUCAACGACCGACGCAACAAAUUCCACAGAGACUGAUACGACCAGUGGUGACCAUGGUCCGGAGUCCCACAGCGCACACGGUGAAAACAACCGUAGCUGUCAGUGGGAUACGACCCACUGCGCCAGCUGCCCAAAAGCCACCGGUCACCGUCGUAAAAACAGUCGCUACUACUGCACAGGGCAAGACCGUCAACACGACAACCACCCUCAACAAAGCCGUAGUGCCUUCCCUAGUUCCAAAACCAACGGCUAAGGAAAAAGAGAAAAAAACGUUUUCGUCCGCGGGUUACACCGGGGACGACGACAUCAACGACGUGGCAGCUAUGGGAGGGGUGAAUCUCGCCGAAGAAUCACAGAGAAUUUUAGGUUCCACCGAAUUUGUCGGGACCCAAAUUCGGUCUUGUAAAGACGAAGUAUUCCUACACAUGACACCGUUGCAGCAGAGGAUCAAGCAAAUAGUCUCGAGUUACGGGUUGGAAGAACCCAACGCAGAAGUCGCUUCUCUGAUAUCGCACGCGACGCAAGAGAGGCUAAAAAAUUUAGUAGAAAAACUAGCGGUGAUAGCCGAGCACCGGAUAGAUCUAAUCAAGGUCGACCCUAGAUACGAAGUAACCCAAGACGUGAGAGCGCAGUUGAAAUUUCUGGAAGAACUGGAUAGGGUGGAGCGUCGGAGGCACGAAGAGCAGGAAAGAGAAUUGCUCUUGAGAGCGGCCAAGAGCCGCGCCAAAACGGAGGACCCCGAGCAGGCGAAGCUCAAGGCGAAGGCGAAGGAGAUGCAACGUGCGGAGAUGGAGGAAUUGCGGCAACGAGAAGCGAAUUUGACGGCGUUGCAGGCGAUCGGUCCGCGCAAGAAGCCAAAGUUGGACGUGGGUAGUUCGGGUGGGGCAAGUGGAAACGGGGCUGGGAUAAGUUCCUCUACCUCCGGUCUCAGUAGACAAAUGCCGAUGCGACCGCGUUUGAAAAGAGUUAAUUACAGAGACCUUCUGUUCCUUUUGGAGCAGGAAAAGGAGACGUGUAGGAGUACGAUGCUUUAUAAAUCCUACUUGAAGUGAUGUUGUGCGAGGGGCAGGAACGACAGUGACCCGCCCUAUACCCGGCGCCCUAAUCGCAUGGUCUUGCGUGAGCUGGACUCAUUGGACCCUGAUCGCUGCUGUGUUUUUAAAUACAUCAUGGUGUUUCUACGAACGUGUACAAUGAAACUCACCACACAGGUCGGCCUGGUAUUUCAUAUACAUUCAAAAAUAACGUUAUUCGUACCACGUCGAUUAAUGAUAAGCUUCCCCAUGUAAAUGACUGAAAACAAAUUUUUUUAAAUGUAAUAUAAACGAAACGAAAAACGAGAAGGAAAAAAAAAACAAACAAACACAACAUCAACAACAACAACAACAACAA